Messenger RNA from Eimeria acervulina, 633 nucleotides. RefSeq lists its product as hypothetical. Lineage: Eukaryota; Apicomplexa; Conoidasida; Eucoccidiorida; Eimeriidae. The transcript has 6 exons. The coding region runs from base 1 to 633 and encodes 210 amino acids. The record is from RefSeq and is a predicted model, not a curated record.
AUGGCCAAGGUCUACGAGUCAAACGAGGAGGCGGCGGAGCUGCUCGGCCUCGCAUAUCAACGUAUUGGCGACAGGGAUACAGCCAAGGAGCUUCAGCAGCAACUGCUGCUGGUUCUGUCUCCAAAGCGCUUUGAAUUCUGCGCCUCUCAGAUUGCUGCUGAAAUAUGUGCUCUUGAAGAGGGACAGGCGGUGGAGAGACACUGGAGUGCAGCAGCAGCAGCAGAUAAUUUGUCUCUAAAUCAGUGGCUGAAGACACGCGAUUUGUGUUAUUCUGGUGAAGAUGUCGCAGCAGCAAGUUUCUCUGAGAGGCGCCUACUUCUAGAGGAGCUGCUGACUGAGUUGUUGGGGGCUCGGCUUGAGAAGGGACAGGUGCUGUCUUCGUCUCUGUCUCUGGCGCCGUCUCCUCUUCCGCGGCUGCAGCAGCAUCAGCAGCAGCAGCAGCAGCUGCUGCUGCUGCAUGAGGCGCUGCGCUCUCUCUGUCUCUCUCUUUCUGUCUCUCCUCCCUCCAACCUGACCCCACAGCAGAUGAAGACUGCUAUGCAUGCAGCAGCUGCUGCUCUAGCCAGCAAAAUUAUUCAGCGGAGACAGCAGCAGAAAGAGCUUCCUGUCUCCGCCGUUUGUGUGUCUCCUUAA